Glossina fuscipes is the source of this 2159-nucleotide messenger RNA. RefSeq lists its product as uncharacterized. Gene Ontology annotation, molecular function: metal ion binding; nucleic acid binding; single-stranded DNA endonuclease activity. NCBI's taxonomy places the organism in Eukaryota, Metazoa, Arthropoda, Insecta, Diptera, Glossinidae. Gene Ontology annotation, cellular component: nucleus; mitochondrial inner membrane. The record is from RefSeq and is a predicted model, not a curated record. Gene Ontology annotation, biological process: apoptotic DNA fragmentation. Bases 1042 to 2148 code for a protein of 368 amino acids. The transcript is spliced from 4 exons.
AAAAAGUGGACUAAUUGUCAGGCAUAUUUUAUAAUGAAAUUAUUUACUUUUUUUUUUUGUAAUAAUAAUGAAAAUUUUUUUUUUUUUUUAUAAUACAUAUGACGCGUUGAACAAAGUCUUUUCAUAGAGGCUUUCGAUUUUCAUUUUCUUUCCGAUCUGCCAUAUUUUAAUUUAUGAUUUAAUUUGUUUUGAUCAAUUUUUCUAAGCUAGAUUUCAUUAUCGUUUGCAAUAUAUUUCAAAUUUCGCAUCAAACUUUGUGUUUAAAUUGAGGCUAACGAAAAAUAUGUAAUUUAUUGAAUCUCUGUGGAGUAAAUCUCGUACUUUGAUACUUCAGGAUUGGGAAGGAAAAUUUAUUAGGUAGAACGCAGUUGACGACAAUGCCAUCACGAGAAUGUAUUUAAUUUACAUGGAUGGGAUCAAAGAGUAGCAGUUAGAGGCUGCGGGGGUUUAGCGAACUAUUCCGUGAUGCAUAUCAGCCGUUUUUGGGAAAAAUCAGUGAGAGUUCAAGGUGCCACCUUUUGAUAGGAUGUAUACGGGUCGCCGUUAAUUAAAAAUUAUACGGUAUAACUUUAUCACUUUUCAAAACUGUUGUCCACAUGUCGCCUAUACCUUUGACCUCAGUCAAUCUGUCAUAAUUUCAUCAUUUGGUCAUAACUAAUUACUCAACGUAACGUUUUUCCCCAUUUGAUUAUUGUGGGAAAAAUAUAUCAUCAUUAUGGAAAUAGACGCAAAAAAACCCAACUGUUUAUGAAAUCGCAAACAGCAGUUGUAAUCGGAGCAUUUCGUUUGUAACUAAAGCAUUUCAUCUGAAAUUAAAGAACGACUAACAACGUGCAAUAUUUUAUAUAGCGAUAGAUUUUAAAAACUAUUUAUGCUAAAUUGUGUCUUAAUAAGCUUGAAAAUAAUAAAUAAAUCAAUAUAUGUGUAAAUAAAUAGAAUUUUGAAACAGAAAUCGAAGAGAAACACAACUAAUUAUUCUAAAUACAUUUACCUUGAAACAACGAAAUUGGCUGAAAUUAAUAAAUCUCCAGUUCUACAAUAAUGGCCAAACAUCAUCAUGUGAAUAUAUUUCUCAUCUUGGCGUUGAUAUUGUUGCAAGGGGCGAUUGAAACCUUAGCCGAUUGUAGAUUGAAUCAGGCUCAGUUAAGGAAUGAACAACGUUUGAUUGUCACAUAUAGAAAUAAUGUUUUCGAUCUAAUACGUGAUCCUACGGUACGUGAAGGGACUAGACUGUUUAUGAUCUGCAAUCAAAACGAUAUAACAACAGUCAAUUGUGCAAAUAAUCGAUUUAGUCAACGUUUGCCACUACCGGGUUGUAACAAUCCUAUACAACCAAUUAGGGAGGCAAUAAACUACGACAUAUCGUGCGCUUUUCAAAGCUAUCGCAUCGCCUAUACAGUAACAUUAAUGAAUCGGCCACAAGUAUUCGAACUGUAUCGUGUAUGCUUUGAAAACGCAAGAUAUAGAACCUUGUUCACUGUAACGACAGUUUCUCAGUUCUUUUUGCCACGAGCCGACGGUUACACGUUUAAUCCCGAUGACAUUUUCACGGCAGCCGUCUUCGCCUCCUACAAUAAACGCGAUAUUUUUAAUACUUUUGAAAGAUUGUUGGGACCAAAUCAACGGUUUUUCGCUCGAAAUGAAGACGUACGACGUAUUGAUCGUGGUCAUCUAACAGCCGCUGGAGAUUUCAUGACUAAUAAUAUGAUACAAAACACGUUUAGAAUGAUUAAUGUUAUACCACAAUUUCAUAGCAUCAAUAACGGCAAUUGGAGGGCGAUUGAGGAAUGGGCUCGUAGAGCUGAUAACGCACCCGCUCGAGUGUGUAGCGGCGCUUUCGAUAUGGUCGUACAAUUACCAAAUAGAAGAAAUAAUUUGGUGCCUAUCCAUUUAAGAGGAGCCAAUUCGAUACCCAUUCCCCUCUGGACUUAUAAAAUUGUAAGAAAUCGUCUUAAUCAACGUACUGCUUUUCUACAAUACAAUAAUAUCCACGACGAUCAAAUGCCACCUAACAUACCAAGACAAAUCGGUUGUACAGUCGUACAAUGCCCGCUUGACUUACCCAGGUCAAAUGCAUUGGGUUUUACAUAUUGCUGCGAGCCACUGCAAUUUAAACGGAAUUUUCAUUUCCAGUCUGAAUGGUGCUAAUUAAUAAUAAU